This is a messenger RNA of Aspergillus ruber CBS 135680, 1183 nucleotides long. RefSeq lists its product as uncharacterized. The coding region runs from base 47 to 1078 and encodes 343 amino acids. The record is from RefSeq and is a predicted model, not a curated record. Lineage: Eukaryota; Fungi; Ascomycota; Eurotiomycetes; Eurotiales; Aspergillaceae. The transcript is spliced from 5 exons.
UCAACAUUCAUGUUGCAAGUCUGAAUUACAAGUGAGCACAAGGAUAAUGGCAAAAAUCUUCUUAACAGGAGCCUCUGGAUACAUUGGCGGAGAGGUGCUGCAUGUAUUGCAGACUGCAUAUCCUGAGCAUGAAUAUGUCGUUAUGCUGAGAGACAAGGAGAAGGCACAGAAGGUGUCGAAUGCGUAUCCUAAGGUUCGCGUGGUGUCUGGGGAUCUGGACUCCGCAGCGCUGCUGGAGGAAGAGGCGCGCAAAGCAGACAUUGUUAUUCACCUCGCGAACGCAAAGCACAUCGAGAGUGUCGAAGCUAUCGCCCGUGGUUUGACGACACCGAACAGAGCAAAGCCCGGCCAUUGGAUCCAGAUUUCAGGCGCAAGUCUCCUUUCCUUUCCCGACAUCGAGCAAAACACAUACGGAGAACCCACAGACAAAGUAUACAACGACUUCGAAGGAGUCGAAGAAGUACGCCAGCUCAUCCAUCGCCUCUCCUCCAAGCGUCUUGUCGACAGCUUCAUCCUCAACCUGGCCAAAUCUCCGACCAGUCCGAAGACGGCCCUCGUGUUUCCUCCGCUGAUUUAUGGCCGCGGCAGGGGCCCAGUCAACCAGCGUAGUGUCCAGGUACCGGAACUGGCAAAGGCUACGUUGCAGCGUCGUGCGGGUCUCCAAGUUGGAAAAGGGAAGAGCAUCUGGAGUAAUGUUCAUAUUACCGAUAUCAGUCAGAUUUUCGCCAAGCUGGUCGAAAAGGCUCUCCAAGGCGAAGAAGGCGAGCUGUGGAAUGAGAAUGGCUUAUAUUUCGCCGAGAACGGGGAGUUGACCUUCAAGGAGAUCUCGCAAUUGGUUACGCAGGAAUCGCAUAAGCUCGGACUCGUCAACUCUACGUCUGUGGCAGAAUUGACACACCAGGAAGCGGACGAGUUAAGCCCUCAUGCUGGUAUCCUCUGGGGAACAAAUGCACGCGAACAGGCUCAGAGAGCUCGCACACUUCUUGACUGGGUGCCAAAGGCGAGUGCACUGAACAAGGAGAUCCCAGAGGCUAUUCGCGUGGAGACAGAGAGACUUGGGCUAAAGUCAAUCUUGUAACCAAAGUUAGUAUAGUUUACCUCAACAUAGCAGAUAACGGAGUGCUAUAUGCUAUAGGGGCUUAUCUUGCAUUUGAAUAGAGCAACAAAAUUACAAUGUAGUGAC